This is a messenger RNA of Racocetra persica, 260 nucleotides long. The record is from the annotation of a GenBank genome assembly. NCBI's taxonomy places the organism in Eukaryota, Fungi, Glomeromycota, Glomeromycetes, Diversisporales, Gigasporaceae.
AAGAAUCUCAACAAGAGAAGUUUCAAGUUAUGCAACAAGAAGAAUCUCAAGUUAUGCAACAAGAGAAAUCUCAAAUUAUGCGACAAGAGAAUUUUCAAGUUAUACAACCAAAUGAAUCUCAAGCUAUACAAUAUAAAGAGUCUCAAGUUAUGCAAUAUAAAGUUCAAAUUACACUAUAUAAAGAAUUUCAAACUAUACAACAAAUUACGCAAGAUACUUCUUUAAUCAUGCAACACGAAUUUAAUUCUACUGCUACACAA